This is a messenger RNA of Anisakis simplex (herring worm), 261 nucleotides long. The record is from the annotation of a GenBank genome assembly. NCBI's taxonomy places the organism in Eukaryota, Metazoa, Nematoda, Chromadorea, Rhabditida, Anisakidae.
AUGAUACUGGCGAAUCGAUCAGUUCGCCCUCCAACUCCACCACUACCCUGUAUUACUCUACCUGCAACAAACGCUUCAACAUCGGACAGAUAUCGAACUCAUCAAGUACCUCGAAGCUCUGCAGCUCUAACGACCAGUCGUUCUGUGACAACCGCCAGUAAGAAAGUUACUUUCGAAGACCCUUCGUCUCUGCAGCAAAUUACUGCACAACCGUCGAAUGGUGCUUCUUUUUUAGGUGAUUCCAUCAAAAUUUUGAUAUAA